Molecule: messenger RNA, 1856 nt
Organism: Brienomyrus brachyistius
Lineage: Eukaryota; Metazoa; Chordata; Actinopteri; Osteoglossiformes; Mormyridae
Exons: 2
Coding region: 9-923 (304 amino acids)
Source: RefSeq, a predicted model, not a curated record
CAUUUAGAAUGGCUCUGAUUGGGUGGGGAUGUGGUAAGGUAACUCUCGGUGUAAUUCUCUUUAUGGGAAUUGUUGGUCUGCUUCUGCACUCACCAGAGAAGGUGUUUCGCCCACCUAGAUGGACACAUGACGGCUCCCACCUGAGACCUAUCUCCACAAAUGAGACCCAUCCUUUCCUACAAAAUUACUGGUACCGUUAUGUUUAUGAUUCAGCAAAGAAAGACAAUUUAACUAAUUGUUAUGUCUGUACCCACAUGCCAUCUCAUGCCGACGGAUUAACUAUAUAUGGGAAACCUAUGAAUAAGUCACAAGCAAAGUGUGCUGCCUCUUUUGCAGGUGUAGGCUAUCAGCAUGAUAAUAUAAAAAUAAAUGACACAGAUCCAUAUACUGCUGGUUUGGAUAAUGGCGUAUGUGCACAGCAGUUUUGGAUCGAUUUUGCUAUAAAAGUGUCAAAUAUAUCCUUACCUUUAUCUGUCCACCUGAACAUGGACCCUAAAACAUUUAAUCACUCAAUGUGUUAUGACCAAAUGAAUGGCACCCACCAUAUGGGGAACACCACCAACUGUGCCCAAAUACUAGUACACGGAGAAGGUGCCCCGGUAAACAUAAGUGGAUUUAGUAAUGGCACCUACUGGGUGCAAGGAGUAGCUUGGUUAUGUGGACCCCGCGCAUAUUUCGUUUUGCCCUAUAACUGGUAUGGUGUGUGCGCUCCAAUCUUUGUGUCAGACCAUACUUUCCUGGUGUCACUGUCGUCUACACCAGCGAACCGCAGGCGCCGGUCCAUCAUAACUACAGCUUCUCUCCGUCCUCAUGACAGUGUCUGGGGUUCAGAUGUUCCCCAGGAGUUCAAACAUUGGUCUACAGACCAGAAAGUAUUAAUGUCUCUUUUUCCCUGGGUAGGAACAGCAAAGAAUACGUUAUGAUUAGAAACUAUUGAUUAUCGUUUGGGGCUGUUCAUAAAUAACUCCAUCAUAAUAAAUGAGCAACAGAAUGGAGAGAUAGAUGCUAUUAAACAGAUGGUCAUUCAGAAUAGAAUGGUUUUAGACAUACUUACUGCUGCACAAGGUGGUGUAUGCGUGCUUUUAAAUAAUACCUGCUGUACAUAUAUUCCCGAUAAUGUGCACUCACCCAACAUGACUACAGCCUUGGACCGUCUGCGAGAACUUCAAAAGAUCAUGACCUUAGACCCUCAUGCUGGCCCCUCAUGGUUGAAUUGGUUUCUUACUGGGUCCUGGUGGCAGUUACUGCUAAAGUUCUCACUCCCCAUUCUUGUUACAUUAUUAUUUGUAUGUUGUUGUUUCAUUUGUAUUAUACCCUGCCUCCGUUCCAUGAUACAACAUACUUUUAAUUCUGUUUUUCUGCUAUACACUGCAGAAGAACGAAUGGAUUUACUAACCUUGUCUAGCCCUCUUAAUAAUGAUGAUGAUGUGAUCUGAAUGACGGUUGUGCUGAAAGUGUUUUUGCAAAUUGUACAAUACUGAUGUUUCUGAUCAUACUGUCAUGAUAAACAGGAGGGACUGUUAGGUUGAAGAAACUGUUAGUAAUCAUUUGUUAUCAUUUCUGUAUAAUCAGCAAUGAGUGUAAAUAUGUAUAUACAUUAUUUUGUUUUCCUUUACCUUCAUACUUUAGAUUAUAUUAGUUUACACGUAUCCUGAGCACGUGUUUAAAUAGUUGUCUACCUGAGUAAAACCAGAACUUCUUCUUACUCUCACAGUCUUUUCUUUGUUCUCACUCCAAGACCCCUGCCCCCCAUUGACUAUAAAUAAAGGUGCCAAGGGGAACCACCCUUUGUAACACAUUCCUUUGUAGCCUAGCAUGCAGAGAGUGUGGUUACCCUUGUGCAAGUAAAACUCUAA